This is a messenger RNA of Helicoverpa zea (corn earworm), 5519 nucleotides long. RefSeq names its product A disintegrin and metalloproteinase with thrombospondin motifs 7 (gene AdamTS-B). The transcript is spliced from 20 exons. Gene Ontology annotation, cellular component: extracellular matrix. Gene Ontology annotation, molecular function: metalloendopeptidase activity. Bases 586 to 4008 code for a protein of 1140 amino acids. The record is from RefSeq and is a predicted model, not a curated record. Gene Ontology annotation, biological process: proteolysis; extracellular matrix organization. NCBI's taxonomy places the organism in Eukaryota, Metazoa, Arthropoda, Insecta, Lepidoptera, Noctuidae.
AACGGGCGCUCGCGCAGUCAGUGGCCCGCAAGACGCCGCGACGCGCGCUCCGCUCCACGAGCCGCUCGAUCCCACGACGCACCCGACUCAUUUUCCGAACGCACUUAACUCACUCUAUUACAGAUGCGAACGAAAAUACCAAUUUAUUGAAUUAAAAUAAAGAGGAUUAUUUAUAAAAUCGUCUCUAAUAGAGGAAUCGAAAUUCAAAUAAUAAAACACGUGUUUAUAUAUAGUUGGCGCGAACAGAAUACGGUGUUUUCUGAACCAUUUUUUUUUCACUUACGAGUGAAUAAAUAAUUAGCGGGCGACAACGUCGCGAUAAAUUUCACUUUUUACCGGCAAAUAUCUUCGCGUCUACGGACUGUCUAUACUUAAUGGAACGGAGAUUACACCAAUAAUCCAAGUAGUGUAUGAUGCCAAACCAGCUCAGAAGACGGAUGAUGAGUACAUUAUCAAUAUCCAACUACAAGCAUAAAGCUUCGUAAAUGUUACGACGAAAAUUAUUAGGACAGUCCUUUUGUCGGUAAUAGUGUGGUGACAUAAAAGUGAAUUUUUAAGACUUAUAUUUUUAAACGUGGACUCAAAAUGGGCGUAAAUGAGUUUCGGGUGCUCAGAAAGAUGGAUGUGCGGUGUUCGUUGUUCAAACUGUUAUUGUUCCAAAUGUUGGUGGCUUGGUGUGCCGCCAAGCACGUCACGAUAGACCUUACGAAGUCCACUGGAGACGCGGACAAGGAUGUUCAAGAUACCAUAAAGAACCUAUUACAUACUGGUAUCUACUCCCAUCGACACCUCGACGCGUCAAAAGUGCAAGUGGUCCACCCUGUAAAGGUGACGAGGUUCGGUGAGCUGGUCUCGCAUGCUGUGGACCAUUCGCACGCGCAUGGCCAUGCCCGCGCUCGAAGGGAUCUUCACUUCACGGAACAACAUCAGCCGCACGUCGUGCAUUAUAAUCUCACAGUUGAUGGAAGAGAACUCAGGCUGGACCUGAGGCCAUCAGUAACCUUCAUAACUCCAGCGAUGGUGGUGGAGCGACGGCGCGUGGACGGCUGGACUCGCUCACAGCCACACCCUGACGCCACCUCGUGCCACUACACCGGCUCGAUCCAAGGACAGCCAGCUUCUAGCGUCGCGCUCUCAGCUUGUGAUGGACUUGCAGGCCUCUUGAGAACGGAACAUGGAGAGUACUGGAUUGAGCCGUCCAACCAAAAGCCAAACGACAGCUCUGAAGCGAGGCCGCACGUUAUAUUCAAAAGAUCUGCAGUUGACAAAGUUGAAGCGUGGCACAGAGCUAAGAGAGAAGUAGACAGCAGGACAAGAAGUAACACUCAAAUCAAUAGAAAUAGUCAUGAGAAGAAUACACAACAUUAUAACAAACGACCACGACAAAACGCUAAUAGACGAUAUCGCGAAAGCAAGGAAGCAAUGGACAAGCGUAGGAGAGAAUACUUGGAACAGAGGCGGAGAAGAAUGGAAAUGAUGAGAAAAAAUCCUGCGGAAUACAGAAGGCAUCAACACAUUCUCCGCAUGGAAGAAAGGAGGCUACAAUCUAACUCGAGAAGUCAUUCGGUCGAAAGUAGCAAAUCUGCAGACCAGGCAUCUUUGGAAGCAAGGAGGAGGAACCGCAAUAGGUUAGCAGACCAAAAGAGGUUGCAGAGAAUCAGGAACAGGCGACGAAGACGAAGAUCGACUAAUUGCGCAACGAAGCAACCGUCAUACCUGUGGCGAAAGCAAAACAUGCUGCGACAAGAAACAACACGACAGAACAACGAUUAUACUAACAAGAUGCAGGGCCAUCCUCGUAACUCGCAUCAUCACAAUCUGGCUCACUCACGCGAUGGCGCAAGGCGCAGCACUCGCUCCGUGAGCAAGCCACGCCAUGUCGAAGUUUUAUUGGUCGCCGACAAAACUAUGACCGAAUUCCACGAACAGGGUAGUCUAGAAACUUACCUGCUUACCAUCAUGAAUAUGGUGUCGUCCCUUUACAUGGACCCUUCGAUCGGUAAUUACAUAAAAGUGGUGGUCGUUAAGAUCAUCUUGGUAGACCAAAUAGAAGCUGCCCCCGAUCUAGAGGUAACAACGAAUGCUGACAUUACCCUGGCGUCAUUCUGUCGCUGGCAACACAUGUUAAACCCUGAAGACGACGACAACCCUCACCACCACGAUGUUGCCAUACUCGUGACACGGCAAGACAUCUGCAGCCAGCACGACGCUCCUUGUAGCACACUGGGCGUGGCGCACGUGGCGGGGAUGUGCAAGCCGGACCGCAGCUGCUCCGUCAACGAGGACAACGGCAUCAUGCUGGCGCACACCAUCACGCACGAGCUGGGACACAACUUUGGACUUUACCACGACACUGAGAAGAUCGGCUGCCAUCGUCGCGAAGGUUCAACUCUUCACAUCAUGACGCCUAUCUUCGAAGCUGACACAGUCCAGGUGGCCUGGUCGAGAUGCAGCAAGCGUGACGUCACCAACUUCUUAGACGCGGGAUUGGGUGAGUGUCUGAGUGACCGUCCUUCUCAAGAGCCUACGUAUGUUUACCCCGAAGUCCCAGCUGGUGUAACGUUCGAUGCAGCUAGUCAAUGUCACUGGCAGUUCGGACCCGACGCAGUCGUGUGCUCGAAGCCAGGAGAACUGUGUGAACGUCUGUGGUGUCAAGUCAGUAACACGUGCAAGACGCUACUGCGCCCCGCCGCGCCCGGAACCACUUGCGGAGAAGAUAUGUGGUGUCAGAAUCAAACCUGUGUCCAUCGAUCUCCGUCUCCCGUCCCCCGUGACGGCGGCUGGGGCCCGUGGUCGGAGUGGAGCGAAUGUUCUCGAACGUGCGGCGCCGGCGUCUCCACGCAGUCGCGCGAGUGCAACAACCCAGAACCACAGAACAAUGGCAACUACUGUAUCGGUGAUAGAAGCCGAUACAAGAUCUGCAACACCGACCCGUGCCCUAUCAACGAGCCAUCAUUCCGAGAAGUGCAGUGCUCCAAACACAACAACAUGACGUAUAAGAAUGAAACUAUAUCUGAAUGGAUACCUUACUUCGAUCAAGACAAACCUUGUGAGUUACAAUGCGUGGCUCGCGACGGCAGUGAUGUGGAAAUGUUAGGCGGGUUCGUCGCCGACGGCACUCCUUGCAGACAAAGCAUCGGGGCAAGGGACAUGUGUAUCGCUGGUGUAUGCUACAAAGUUGGAUGUGACUGGAUAGUUGGGUCUGAUACGGAAGAAGACAAGUGCGGUGUGUGUGGUGGAAACGGGUCGGCCUGCAAGACUGUACAGGGCAUCUACAGUAAAGGAACUACUAAGCAAUCUGGCUUUAGCGAGGUUGCAGUCAUACCUGCAGGAUCAAGGAACGUAAAAAUCCAAGAGAAAGUAAAUCCUGGAAACUUCAUAUCUAUUGGAAGCGCUAAGUCGAAUAAAAUAUACCUGAAUGGAGCACGAAAUGCUACAUUGACGGAAUACUUUGUGGCUGGAACUCAGGCUAUCUACGAACGAGAUCGUGAUUGGGAGAAAGUACGAAUUGUUGGACCACUGGCUGAGGAUAUCAAAGUUUAUCAACGAAUAUACAGCGGCCGUCACCGCAACCCCGGCGUGACGUACCAAUACACGGUGGAUCGGCAGCGCAUGAGACGCCGGUACAAGUACCGUGUCUCCGAGUGGUCGGCUUGCUCCGUGUCGUGCGGCAUCGGGUACAUGAGGCGGAAGUAUGAGUGCGUCGAUGAUCAUAAUCGUACAGUGGACCUGUCCCAAUGCUACCACAACGAGUCUCCGCGUCACGAAGCUAUGAUGCAGCAGUGCAGACAGCCGGCCUGCCCCCCUCACACGUUGCAUACCCACUGGUGGGUCGGCGCCUGGAACCCUUGCUCCAAGCCCUGUCAUAUGCCGGGCGAGGAAAUCACGAAGCAACGCGGUGUAUACUGCGUAGACAAAUUAACGAACAAAGUGAUAGAGGACUCCGAAUGUGAUGCACUCAGUAAACCGAUUAGCACAAUCAAAUGUGCAGACGUACCAGCAUGUUAACGGAACGAUAUCACACGCCAUGGAAAUGAAUCCAUACGGAACACAUCGAUCAACGCGGUUUUAUGAUACACUAUCAUAUCACGCAGUUUCAAGCGAGUGUUCGCAAGUACACUCGAUAAGUCGUCAAUCCCUCGCGGCGACGGCUUGUGCCUGUACAAUCAGGUACAGCAGACAAUACGUAUCUGCUCAUCUUCGACAGAUAUAGGGUUCAGGAAGGAACGCAGACAGAACCGAGACAAAUGCAUUUGAACAGGUAGUGGUUGAGUGAGAUGUGAAGUGAUGCAAGUCAGUGUGGGACUCUAUAGAGCGACACUUGAAUCCAGUUAUGAGUGACUAUGAGCGCCAGUGUUUUGUUACGUAUUCUUUGCAAUAAGAAAUAACCCAUCGAAUAGACAUAAAUCAGUUACGUGUAAGUACUCGAAUAUCCCUACGUGGUGUGCGAAUCUCGCGAGUACGAUCAACAAUGCUCUGCAAUUACCACUUACUGCCAUAUUAUAAGUAACUAGGUUUAACAUAGUCUUCGCUUAGUUAUUAACUACUAAUAUAUUUUAUAUUCUGUAACAUCAGUAUUAAAGUGGUGUAUGUAUUUCUUUCAAAUAAUGCAAAUUAACGUAAUGUGAACGAGUAUAAGUUUAUAAUAAUUUUUUUGGACCAAAAAUAUUUUAGAAAUCAAAUUCACGUUGCCAUAAUCACUGUUACUGCCAAUAUGACACUUGUAUUAUAUAAGUAGGUAUUUACUUAAGUUCUUAUAUUUUAUGUAUUAAUGGAUUCAUAUUUUUGUACAAAUGAAUUAUUGAGUAUUUUGUAAUAUUUAAGUGGUUUGAUGGAACACGUAUUGUCACACUGGGUAUCCAUUAUGUUAGAGCUGAAAUCUGUUUAAUCGCUUGUAUUGUAUACCUAUAGACAAUAAAUGAAUCAGCUAGUCAAGAACUUAGGCAUUUGUACACCAGGCUAUUCACAGUUGUUUAAAUCCAUAUGUAAUUCGAAUAACAUAGAGUAGUAUUAGAAAUGUAGGAACUCUUUAUACGUAUCAAAUGUCUUGUACUAUAGAUUAAGUACCCUUCUAUGAUAAAGCUAGACAGAUAAUUUGCGUGUAUAAAAAUAUGGACUCUAUACAAUUGUGCCUAAUUCUGGAACAAAUGUGUCGAUAAUAUUUAUGAAUAUUAUUUAAGAAGCAUUGUUUGUGUCCUCCUUUAUGUGACUAUGCAUAAUUUUAAACAUUAGUAAUACUUUUAUUUAUCACCUACCUACUAUAAGUACGUAUAAUAUCAAUGUAAAUGAGUUUCUAGUUUUCUGAUGUUUCCGUUCUAAGAUGCAUCAGAAACGUCAAUCAAUUGAUACACAAUUUUAAUUAUGUAAUAAACUGCUUUAGAAACUAACCCUUAAGUGUGCACGAAUUACGUAUUAGACCAACAGGUUACAUUUCUAUCGAUCGUAGUGAAAUAUACCAUUGUACCAAUUAUAAUUGUGUAUGUAAUAGAUAUGGCAAUAAAAUCGUGCAUUGUUUUAAA